AAAGCCAAGUAUCUUACUGUAACUCAAGAUGUCUGAUAAUGCUGCAGCUGCUAACCUGAAUACAAAAGAAUCAACAGGUCCAACUACCCCACGCAAGGGGCCUCCUAAAUUCAAGCAAAGGCAAACAAGACAAUUCAAGAGCAAGCCUCCCAAGAAAGGAGUAAAAGGUUUUGGAGAUGAUAUUCCAGGAAUGGAAGGACUUGGAACUGAUAUCACUGUCAUCUGCCCCUGGGAAGCUUUUAGCCAUCUGGAACUUCAUGAAUUGGCACAGUUUGGAAUAAUAUAAUCAACCAAAAUUCCUGCUUGUCUCUGAUGGCAUCCGAAGCUCCUAUCUUGGUUACAAACAAUUCUCGUUUUCAUCCUUCCAUUUAAAAUAUUAACA
Messenger RNA from Pseudonaja textilis, 382 nucleotides. RefSeq names its product phosphodiesterase 6H (gene PDE6H). NCBI's taxonomy places the organism in Eukaryota, Metazoa, Chordata, Lepidosauria, Squamata, Elapidae. The record is from RefSeq and is a predicted model, not a curated record. Gene Ontology annotation, cellular component: photoreceptor outer segment membrane. Gene Ontology annotation, biological process: positive regulation of epidermal growth factor receptor signaling pathway; positive regulation of G protein-coupled receptor signaling pathway; visual perception. Gene Ontology annotation, molecular function: cGMP binding; 3',5'-cyclic-nucleotide phosphodiesterase activity.